AUGACAGUUAAAGAUGAUAGUCAAUUUCACCUCUUAUUCACAUCACUUCCGCUUGAUGAAAAAUUAAUAGAAGAAUAUACAUGUAGUUAUAAUGAAGGAGCUGCAGUUUCAAUUGGUAAAUUAUAUAUUUCACAACAACAUGUAUCAUAUGCCUCAAAGAUUGGGUCAACACAUAUUAUUUUACCAAUUAAAGAUAUUAUUUCAAUUUCUAAAAAGAAUUCAGUAUAUUUAUUCCCAAAUGCAAUUGAGAUUAUAAAUCAAAAAGAUCAUAAAUACUUUUUUUCAGCAUUUUUAUCAAGAGAUUUAGCAUUUGCAACACUAUCCACUAUAAUUAGUGCAGGUGGUGGUACAAGAACUAAAAUUUUUGAGGAUGCAUUAUUAGCUGAACAAAAUAGUGGAAUUAAAAAUUCAAGCGAUGAAAUUGAACAUCCAUUAUCGGCUUCAUCAAAUAGUACUGGUGAAAAUCCAUUCCAAGAAACUCCAACUUAUUCAACUUUUAAAAAUAAUUCAGGUGAAUCUACAAAUAAUAAUAAUAAUAAUAAUAACAACCAAGAUGGUGCAAAUAAUAAUAGUAAUAAUAGUAGUAAUAAUAAUAAUAAUAAUAGUAAUAAAGAGGAUGGCACUGAUAGUAAUAGCAAUAGUAGUGAUAGUAGUAGAUUUUUAAAAUCUUCACCUUCACCAAUACCAUCACCAUCUAAUAAAAUGUUAGGUUCAAGAAUUGAAAGAAAAGAUAGUUUCGAAUCAAAUAAUAAUAAUAAUAACAGUAACAAUAAUAAUAAUAAUAUUAAUAAUACAGCUAUAGGUAGUGAAUCAUUAAAUGGAAGUGGAUCAGCAUUUAGCGCAGGUAAUUUGGAUACAACUAAAAGAAAUAGUUCACAACUUGAUAUACUUUCAAAUCAUAGACAAUCACUAGAGGCUACAGACCAAAUUGUUGGAGAAGAUGAUGGCUCAAUAAAUACCACUACUACCACCACAACUACAGCUUUACCAACAAAUGAAAAUGAACCAGCCAACUCUUCUCCACCUUUUGAACCAAUUUUAUCACACCAAGACUCUUUAUCAAAUUUAAAUUUAAAUGUAAAAAAUGAAUCAACAACAACCACCACCAAUAAUUCAACCAAUAACACUAAUGAUGCACCACAAUCACCACUAAAAGCAUCACAAACUAUUAACCCAUCACCACCUUCACCUGUACAACGUAAAAAUGGAAAUCAUAAUAAUAAUCAUAAUCAUACUCACCAUAAUAAUCAUAAUCACCAUAAUAAUAACAACCAUAAUAACGAACAAAAAGAGAAUAAAUCACCACCAAAUGUUAGUCCAACCAAUAUGUCUAAAGAAAAUCAUGAAAAACAGCAACAACAACCACAACCACAACAACAACCACAACAACAAAAUAAUAACGAUAAUAAUAAUGAUUCAUCAAUGGCAUCAGUAUCAACAACAACAACAUCAACAUCAUCAACUACUACAACAACAACAAAUGUAUCAACAAAUGCUACACCGGCAAUUGAAAAUUUUUCAGCCGAUUCACCAAAGCUAACACAUUUAUCAUUAUUUGAGAAAUUACCAACCAGCGAUAAAUGUGAACAUAUAACGAUAGCAGAAUUUGAUGAGGCACCAUGGUCAACAGAGAAAUACCAAAUAUCAAUCUCUGAAUUUUAUCAACUCAUUUGUAGAACCGAUUUCUGGGGAAGUGUAAAUACAACUCACUCUUAUACUGAACAAAAUUUAACAGAGUGGAAACAAACUAACAAUUGCUGUAUCCAUAGAAAUAUGGAUUUCAGAACUGCAAUCUCCUUUAAGAUUGGUCCAAAGAGUACUAGAGUCUAUCAAACUCAACGUUGUAAAUUAAAAAAUAAGAGUGAAUUCAUUUUGCAAUCCACUUCCGUUAGUAAAGAUGUACCCUAUGGUGAUGCAUUCUCUGUGGAAAAUCUAUUGGUCGUACAAGCCAUUGACAAUAGUUCAUGUUUAACAAAAUUAUCUUCGAAAAUUAAAUUCACUAAAUCGGUUUGGGGUCUAUCUUCAAUGAUUCAAAAAACCGCUUUACAAGGAAAUAAAGAGUUUUUCGUACUUUGGAAUACAAUGGUUAGAAAUCAAAUUGAAACUUAUGUUUACAAUAAAAUGAAAGAAUUAAAGAAACCAAUAGUUGUUCCAGUUUCAAAUGUUAAUGCAUCUUCAACUAAUACAACUCCAAUUAAAAAACCUGUAAUUGUAGCUUCUGCUUCAGCUGGUUCAUUACCAAUUAAUUCACAACAACCACAACAACAACAACCAGUACAACCACAACAAGUACAACCACAACAACCAGUACAAUCCCAACAACAAUCUCAACAAGUACAACAACAACAACAACAACAACAACAAGUACAACAACCACAACAAGUACAACAACCACAACAACAAGUUCAACAAGCACAAAGAGUAGUACAAUCAGUUUCACCAAUUUCAGCUAUAACUUCAACAACAACAACAACAACAACACCAGUUUCAUCCCAAUCAUCAAUUCAAACAACACCUUCAGUAGUAGUAGCAACUACAACUCAAUCAGUAUUUACAAUUGAGGAAGGUGAAACUCUUAGUUCAACAAUAUGGAAGAAAAUGUCUAUUAUUGAAAAGGGUAUUUUAGCAGGCGUAUUUUUCUUAUUUUUAUCAUUACUAAUUGGAUUAACCAUUGGAAUCGUUUCAAAUUCAAAUUCAUCAAGAUCAUUAAAUAAUCAAUUGUAUAGAUUCUCAGAUUCAUUGAUACUAUUAGAUUCUAGAGUAAAUUCAUUGGCAACACAAACUCCACCAGAUGAUGGUAAAGUAGUAUACACUUCAAAUAUUGGUAAAGAUAGAAUUACCGCUUUAAGAGAUCGAUUAGAAUUGGCAAAUUCCUUAUUGAUGAGAGCUCAAAGUAUGGUCUCAACACUCCAAGCCGAAUUAUCAUUAGAGGAUAUGAAAUCUACAAGAUUCGAAAAUUAUAAUUAUGAAAAUAACAAUAGUAGUGGUUUAUUUGGUCCUAUAUUUCUUACAAUAUUAAUUGCCUCUGCUUCUAUUGUUUUUUAUAAAUUUUAUUUAAAUAAAUAA
This is a messenger RNA of Dictyostelium discoideum AX4, 3066 nucleotides long. RefSeq lists its product as hypothetical. Lineage: Eukaryota; Evosea; Eumycetozoa; Dictyosteliales; Dictyosteliaceae. The record is from RefSeq and is a predicted model, not a curated record. Gene Ontology annotation, cellular component: membrane; endoplasmic reticulum membrane. Bases 1 to 3066 code for a protein of 1021 amino acids. The transcript is spliced from 3 exons.